Messenger RNA from Mesorhabditis spiculigera, 2652 nucleotides. The record is from the annotation of a GenBank genome assembly. Lineage: Eukaryota; Metazoa; Nematoda; Chromadorea; Rhabditida; Rhabditidae.
AUGCAACGUCUUUUCGAGCUCAUUCUCAUCUCCCAUCUCGCGCUUCAUGUCCGGGCAGCCGGAUACUGCCAAUGCGCCCCGGGCUACGCGCGUGACUUCUCGGGACGCUGCGUCUUGGCCUCUACUUGCAAUCAGGUAAACUACAAUCAAACGAUCCCGAUCGACGACCCGACACUGGACUGUGGCGUGAACCUGCGUCGCGUUUACGUGUGCAGCGCCUCGCAGAUAUGCGUGGCUCGUGAGAGAUGCAACUACUGUACCCCGAAGUGUGAGCAGACAUGUGGAGCGAAUCUUGUGAAAAACAUCACCUCCAUCCUUUUCCUGGCUACGGUAGCCAAUGCCGCCGUCAACACCGCACCGCCCGUUACCGUACUCCCCGGAUCGCUGCCUUCCCUCCCUACCGUAACCCCGUUUCUCGUUAAAAAUUGCUCGGCCACCGUACCCUGCCCCGCAAAUGAGCAAUGCAACACCUGUGGAACAGCAUGCGAGCAAAAAUGCGGGCAACCGAUUACGUUCUGUCCUGCGAUGGCUUGCAACGUGAGCACUAGCACGAUCGGGGUGUGCCAGUGUAAUCAGGGAUUGGCGCGAAACGGACUCGGAGUCUGUGUGGGCAUCACUGAAUGCCCGACCGUCACUUCGUCCAGCACCUCCCGAACGGCUUCAACUUCUCGCUCAACUAGCAGGUCCAACUUCACGGUGGUCACCCUACCUACCGUUGUCGUCACACCUUCCAGCACCUCCCGACCUGCUUCAACUUCUGGAUUCACGAUCAGGACAAACGUCACCGGGAUCGCGACGCUGCCUACGAUCUUCGUGAACGCGUCGUCAUCCAGCACUGCCCGAAUUGCUUCAACUUCCCGUCCUACCAGCAGGUCUAACUUCACGGUGGUCACCCUCCCUACCAUUGUUGUGACGCCCUCCAGCUCUCGAACCGCUUCAACUUCACGUAACUCCUUCCCGACGCUGCCUACUAUUGUUGUCACGCCAUCCAGCACUUCCCGAACUGCUUCAACUCCUCGUUUCACUAUUAGAACCAACGUCACCGGGAUCCCGACCCUGCCUACUAUCGUCGUUAAUGCCUCGUCCAGCACGCCCCGAACGCCUUCAACUUCUCGUUCCACUUCUAGGUCCAACUUCACGGUGGUCACGCUGCCCACAAUUGCCGUGACACCGUCCAGCUCUUCCCGCACUGCUUCAACUUAUCGUUUCACUUUCCGGACACUCCCUACCAUCGUCGUGAACGUGUCUUCAACGAGCACUGCCCGAACUGCUUCAACUUCUCGUAACACGUUCCCGACGCUGCCCACAAUUGUUGUCAAUGCGUCUUCAACGAGCACUGCCCGCACUGCUUCAACAUCUCGUUUCACCCUCCGUACCCUUCCUACCAUCGUUGUGAACGCAUCUUCAACGAGCACUUCCCGAACUGCUUCAACUUCCCGCUCCACCAGCCGGUCCAACUUCACUGUCGUCACCCUACCGACCGUCGUCGUGAAUCCUUCGAGCACCUCUGGUACAGCUUCAACUUCUCGUAACGGCUUCCCAAGCCUGCCUACCAUCGCCGUGACCGCCUCAACUCCUUCCUCUACUCUCGCUACCGCCACCACUACUGGCCCAGUCAAUGGCACCUGCAGCUGGCGCGUCAGCUGCCCGGAAAAUGAACGUUGCAACCAGUGCGGCCCGAUCUGCGAGUCGGUCUGCGGAAAGGAGCGCGCCAUCUGCCCGCUGUUCCGUGUCUGCCCGUGGCGCAUGAUGGGCGAGGGACUCUGCGAAUGCCGCCCAGGAUACGCCAGGACUACUGAGGGACGAUGCGUUAGGGAGCGGAAGUGCAAGAAGACGAAUUCUACCGUUGCCUCGAAUUCCACAUCCUCAACUACCGUAUACUACUCAAACUCCACCACCACCACGCUAAGACCUGCGAAUUCUACCGUACCCUCCAAUUCCACAACCGGAAUCAGCACCACACAAGCCAGGAAUACGACGGAAUCCUAUGAUACGACCACUACGACUACCGUAUACCCCACAAAUUCCACGGUCCACCUAUCGACAACUACGACGGCAUACGGUAACCGCACCGGAAGUACGGUGGCCGGAACUACAAACUACACAAGCGCAACGACGACCAAGUCUUCGAAUUAUACGUCAAACUACACGGGACCGUAUAACCAGGAGGACGAGUACUAUAAUUACGAUGACCCCUCCUCGAAUAGCGACUCAUUUUGGGGGUGGAUCUGGGGGAAUGGGAGGUACCGUAACCGGCAAAAUGAUGAUGCAGACACCAGAAACGGCAAACAUUUGCAUGGCUGGCGCCGCUGGGCCUGGCACAUCGUGGGCGCCUUCUUGACGGCAAUGUGUAUUCUGGGCUGUAUUUGCUGCUUCUGCGGGCUGUGCGAGUGCGUGACGGCUUGUUGCUGCUGCUGCGGGCGGAAGAAUAACACGAUUUAUGAAGAGCCGGUGACAUCGAAGGGACCUGGAGCGCCUCGUACAGCAUAUAUGCCUCCUCCUCGGGUGAUGGAGCCUCAGUAUUCCGCUCCAGGGAUGGUGAUCCCGAUCUCGACAAUGGCGUAUCCUGCCGGACCGCCUGCCUACAACCAACUCCACUCGCCGUACGAUGACUCUUAUGGAAUGUUCCGCGUCACGAAGAUUACCUACUUA